AUGCCUCCAAAAGCCGGCGGCAAGAAGGCCGCUCCAGCUCCAUUCCCAGCCACCAAGGCCGGUGUGAGCAAGAAGCAGGCAAAGAACCCUCUCAUCGAGCGCCGCCCACGCAACUAUGGCAUUGGCCAGGACAUCCAGCCCAAGCGCAACUUGUCGCGCAUGGUGCGCUGGCCCGAGUACGUGCGCCUGCAGCGCCAGCGCAAGAUCCUCAACAUGCGCCUGAAGGUCCCACCGGCGAUUGCCCAGUUCUCGCAGACCCUCGACCGCAACACCGCUGCCCAGACCUUCAAGUUCCUCAACAAGUACCGCCCAGAGACCAAGGUCGAGAAGAAGGAGCGUUUGCACAAGGAGGCCACCGCCGUCGCUGAUGGCAAGAAGAAGGAGGACGUCUCGAAGAAGCCAUACACCGUCAAGUACGGUCUAAACCACGUCGUCGCUCUCAUUGAGGCCAAGAAGACCCAGCUUGUUCUCAUCCCCAACGAUGUUGACCCAAUCGAGCUUGUCAUCUUCCUGCCCGCACUCUGCCGUAAGAUGGGUGUCCCAUACGCCAUUGUGAAGGGCAAGGCCCGUCUCGGAACUGUUGUCCACAAGAAGACUGCCGCCGCUCUCGCCAUCACCGAGGUUCGUGCUGAGGACAAGACCGAGCUUUCCAAGCUCGUCCAGGCCGUCAAGGAGGGUUACCUCGACAAGAACGAAGAGGCCAAGCGUCACUGGGGAGGUGGUAUCAUGGGUGCCAAGGCUCAGGCCCACGAGCGCAAGAAGCGUGAGCGCAUUGAGCGUGAGAUCAAGAUCUAG
Molecule: messenger RNA, 795 nt
Organism: Ramularia collo-cygni
Lineage: Eukaryota; Fungi; Ascomycota; Dothideomycetes; Mycosphaerellales; Mycosphaerellaceae
Product: probable ribosomal protein L7a.e.B, cytosolic
Exons: 4
Coding region: 1-795 (264 amino acids)
Biological process (GO): ribosome biogenesis
Cellular component (GO): ribonucleoprotein complex
Source: RefSeq, a predicted model, not a curated record